AUGGUCUCCACUCGGCGAAGUACUGCAACUGCACAGUCGACACAUGCUGCCACCAAGCCCCCAGACUUGACCAGGCCUUCGAGCGAUACUAUCCAUGUUUACGUUCCUAGUAACCGUAAGGCGAAUGAGAUGCCGAUGACGCCGAAGACUUCCAGUACUCCCGGUAAGGAGCCCUCUGGCAACAUUAGUGAGCAUGUCCUCAGCUUGACAUCUCCUUCCACCGGCAAUGUUCCGGAAGAGAUCCCAUCGAGCAAGUCCCUAAUCCCAAGCGAACCACCCGGUCUUUCUGAGAAAGCUAUCUCAUACUCUCCGCCCAAGCUUGCUCCGAAGCCAUUAGUGAAUAUGAGUGGUAGCUGUCACAAUCCCAUCAUCGUCGAAGAGACCUUAUCCCCGCCCCGUCCCAUAGUACGAGCACCGAAACGAAAACAUCGCCAUGGCGGUAAGAAGAUUCCAGAGCCCCAUCAGUUCAUGGGCAAAGGGUACAAAGAUUUGUACAACUAUGGCGUUGCAAGGCUUGAUAUAACGGCGAUGCCUGCCCACGGGAGCACAUUUACUGGCCACAAAAAUCAUGAUAUCUAUCGAAUGAUGCAUGCGAAGAUAUCGGCAGCUCCAGACUUCCGUCCCAAUGCGGCGCGGGCUCAUCAUACCCCCAACGCGUCUUCCGAGUCACAGCAUCUUCGACCCGCGCAUAUCCUUACGCAACAGCAUGAUCAGUCAAAGUACCAAUCCCCAUAUACUCAGCCUUAUGUGUAUCCAACUCCGAUGAUUUGUUAUCCUGCGACUCCUCUCCAGAGCGAGAAUAUGCUCCGCGAUAAGGCAGCGCAAUAUGUUCGAGAGUUUUCGGGAGCGUCGAAGCACAAGAGGAUGUUAUCUGAUGUCGGAUCUGUCAGAAUUAGUGACCAAGAAGGUGAGCAGAGGAUGAUCAAUGAUCAGCAUAGCAAGCCACUUCUACAAUACAGUAUCAUACCCCCAUCUACACCUCAAAUCAGCGCUCACAGGUCAAUCCACCAAACCGUACACCGCGGUAUCAACAUCCACCAUCUCGCCGAAAACACCUCACUCAUAACAUCCCUCCUCCAAACCUAUCCAAGUUCAUCCAACCAAGGAGGACUAAGAGAAGAUAUCUCAAUAUUAGCCUCACUACAACACCAGCAUAUAACCGAAUGGCUAAAAGCAGAGUCCCAACACUCGCCCAAGCGCAGAAAGAACAACACCGACGCCAGCGCAUUCACUCCAGACAACCGCAAAAGAAAAACCACAACACUGGAAACGAGGGUCGCGAACAAGGAAGACACAGCGCUACGCCGCGUCUUCUCCGCUGGCGCAGAUAUGUGGCAAGAUGGCACUGGCCAUGGUGUCGCUGACGUUUUCGCCGCUGCGCCCACACCGCCGGUUGCGCGUCCUACACAGUACAGUCGACGUGCCGAUAAUGUUUUCGCCAAAUCGGAAGGCGCAAAGCAUACCUCGCGUUCUGGAUCUGGCUCGACGAGUCCUAACAAUACCGCACCUACGACACCGAAACGCAAAGGUACUGCGAAAAGGAGCAAGAUCUCGUCAUUGAGGAGCCCGGGCAGGGAUGCUACUACGCCUUCUUCAGUGGCUAAGGGUGCACCACGCAAGAAGCUGUUAUUGCGUUUGAGGAAGUGUGUUCCACACAAAGGGGAAGAGGAAAACGGUGACGGAGACUCUAUAUCGAGUGGCUUAUCCUCUGCAUCUUCUCCCUCAGCAAAUUCUCGUUGA
Molecule: messenger RNA, 1740 nt
Organism: Pyrenophora tritici-repentis Pt-1C-BFP
Lineage: Eukaryota; Fungi; Ascomycota; Dothideomycetes; Pleosporales; Pleosporaceae
Source: RefSeq, a predicted model, not a curated record